AUGGCCAAAACGAAACCAAACACUAAGAAGUCCAAAAAGCGCGAGAAAUCCGCUCUCAACCGCGUCGCACCAAGUCUCUCAAAACCCUCUUCACCACCAGUCUCUCCAGAAGACCUCCUCGCACAGGCAACUGCCACACUCCAACAAGGAGACAUAGCCGGUUCUGCCCAAUUAGCAAAACGAGCUGCAAGCCUCCUUGACUCUAGCUCGGAAACCUCAUUACCAGCUCUGAAUCUGCUGGGUGAAAUACAUGUCGAAUUGGGAGAAAUCGAUGCUGCACGAGAGUACUUUCUACGCGCGGCAGCGAUUGAUCCAGAUGGCAUAAUUGCAGAGCAACUAGGUGGCGGACCGGAGAAAUUCCUUUGGCUGGCGCAGUUAAGUGAGGAGGGUGGGAACGAUAGCGUUCGGUGGUUUGAGAAGGGCGCCACGAGUUUAAGGACGCAGAUUCAAGCAUUGCUAGAUCAAAAGAAAUCAGAUGCAGAUACGGAGGCCGUGCUAGAGGAGAAGCGGAGGAAACUUGCAGUAGCGCUGUGUGGAGUUGUAGAAGUCUACAUGACGGAUCUUUCGUGGGAGGAGGAUGCAGAACAGAAAUGUGAGGCUUUGGUUACAGAGGCCACCAUGGUUGCGCCGACUUUUGCAGAGCCAUGGCAGACAUUGGCAAAUGUCAGGAUAUCGCAGUCAAGAUUAGAGGAUGCAAAAGCGGCCCUGAAGAGGAGUCUAGACCUGUGGAAAGAUAUGCCACCAGAGGACCCCCGAGUACCAGAUUUUCCUACGAGAGUCAGCUUAGCUAGGCUAUUAAUGGAGGCGGAUAUGGAUGCUGAUGCCAUUGAGGUAUUAGAGCGGUUAGUGGGCGAGGACGACAGCAGUGUCGAGGUUUGGUAUUUGGGAGGAUGGGGGCUCUACAUCAUGGGCGAGAAACAGAAAAAUGGCGAAGCUAAGGCAGAGAAUGGCGAUGGGGAAAGCUGGAAGGUCUCAUGGAUAUCGAGCCGGCAGUGGCUGAAUCACAGUCUUCGUCUAUUUGAACAACAAGACUAUGAGGAUGACCGCCUUGGACAGCACGCCGGAGAGCUUCUCGCGAGCCUCAAUGCCGAAUUAGGCGGAGAAGCCAAUGAAGAGGAAGAGGAAGAGGACGGAGAUGAUUGGGAGGACGACGAGAGUAGUGGCGGUGAUGAGGAAAUGGGUGGAGCCUAA
Molecule: messenger RNA, 1191 nt
Organism: Venustampulla echinocandica
Lineage: Eukaryota; Fungi; Ascomycota; Leotiomycetes; Helotiales; Pleuroascaceae
Product: putative UPF0661 TPR repeat-containing protein C16D10.01c
Exons: 1
Coding region: 1-1191 (396 amino acids)
Molecular function (GO): protein binding
Source: RefSeq, a predicted model, not a curated record